UAGCGUGUUGCAUCAAACCAAAUUCGUGCAACGUCGGGCUUCGAAUGUAUCUCGUUGACGGUAGUGAACGUAGGUGGGGUUUGGACUUCUUUCUGUAAACGCGCGUUACUCUUUCUCCUCUCUCUCCGUUUGAGACUCCUCGUGGUUUGCUUUAUACGGCGCUGGUGUCAGUACUCAGAGCGCUUGAAAACAAAAUUGUGUUUGGUAACAAGUUCCCCCGAUUUUUAAGUGAAAUGAUCGAGGAGCACGACGAACGUGAAACAAUAUGCGAUUCAGUGAACUCACUGGUUGAAGGUUGCCGUUUACCGGUUAAAAUGCACGGUACAGAUGAUUGGCCACUUGCUGAGAUAAUCAGCGUUAAAGAAGUACAAGGUGUCAAAUGUUAUUACGUUCACUAUGUGGAUUUCAAUAAACGAUUGGACGAAUGGGUUAUGGAAGAUUCUUUGGAUACAAGAAAAGUUCAGUACCCACGUCGUGAUGGAACGACACCAGGAACUGGCGCGGCAACACCAAAAAAACAAGCUGCCAGUAGGCCUCCUAGUCCUAGCAGCGUCAGCAGCGAACCGGUUAAUGGUUCCGCUGUUCUCCAAGCUGCUCUACAAAAGAAAAUGUCUAGAAAAAGAAAAGCCGCGUUCCUAGAGAACGAGGAUUCUCAGGAUGGCCCGCCACAAACACCGGGUCCGAGACCUACUGGUUCUUUAGUAGCACAUCAUAACGAUGAUGUAAUAACGCGGAUGAAAAACGUAGAACUAAUCGAAUUAGGUCGCCAUCGAAUAAAACCAUGGUACUUCAGUCCAUACCCGCAGGAGAUGGUGAAUUUAUCUUGUAUAUAUAUCUGUGAAUUCUGCCUGAAAUAUAGAAAAAGCCGAAAGUGCUUAGAAAGGCAUUUAGUCAAAUGUAAUUUACGUCAUCCGCCCGGGAAUGAGAUAUACAGGAAAGGAUCUAUAUCGUUCUUUGAGAUCGACGGACGUAAGAACAAGAAUUACGCACAAAAUCUCUGCCUACUAGCGAAGCUAUUUCUAGAUCACAAAACUCUCCAUUACGACACGGACCCCUUUUUAUUCUACGUAAUGACAGACUUCGAUAGCAGAGGGUUUCACAUAGUAGGGUACUUUUCCAAGGAGAAAGAAUCAACGGAGGAUCACAAUGUAGCUUGCAUUCUUACACUGCCACCGUACCAGAGGAGAGGUUACGGGAAACUCCUGAUAGAAUUUUCAUACGAGCUAUCGAAAUUCGAAGGAAAGACCGGUUCUCCUGAGAAACCGUUGUCGGAUUUAGGUCUGCUUUCAUAUCGAAGUUAUUGGGCACAUACGAUACUCGAUAUCCUGCUGAACGUCAAGCCAACGAUGGAAAAUGACAAACCGCAGAUAACGAUAAGCGAAAUCUGCGAAUUAACAUCGAUCAAGAAGGAGGACGUGAUAUCGACUCUACAGAACUUGAAUCUCAUUAAUUAUUACAAGGGGCAAUAUAUCGUGACGUUAAAUAGGGAGAUAAUCGAGCAACAUGCAGCCGCUAUGGAAAAGAGGCAGAUCAGGAUAGAUCCCAAGUGUUUGCAUUGGACACCGAAAGACUGGAGUGUUAGGGCUAAAUGGUGAAAUGAAGCUCUAAAUUGACAAUAAGGCGAUGUUAACUUGUCUUGAAAUUAUUUUCAGGAAUCCCAACGGAAAUAAUUAUGAUUAACAAAAGUGUACAAAAAUUGUACAUAUUUAUGUAUUGAUUCGUGACCUCAACGGUCUAGCGUUUUAAUAAGACUGCAUUUGGCGUUGCGUACGCUUUCAGCAAUGCUAUAGAAACUUCAUUGACGCACGCAGAUCUCGGUUGUAGAGCGCUAAGAUCAUGCCGCGUGUACUCGCGGAUUUUACCUGAGAAGAUAUUUGCUACAACAGCAUGUACCUAGAAGUCAGACGCAAUGUUUUAAUACGGUGGUUACAAUUUUUUUAAACGAUACGCAAAAACCGCCAUCGCCGUUAUAAUGAUCGUGUUUGUACAGUUAUCCUUAUCGGUCUUGUAAAUUGUAAAUAAAUAUGAUUUUAUAACAUAUUUACACAAUUCCUCCGCGGCUCUUCAGGCGCAUUCAAAUUUUAUAGGGAAAUAUUUGUAUAGGCUCAAUACUCUCAGACCGCUGUUUGUAAUUCAAUUUUUAGUACACAUGGACAGGUUGAAAUGCAUCGUAUCUAUUGUGUGUAUAUAAAUAUGUACACAUUGUUAUUUAUUGUACAUUUUCUCUGAGAUAGUCGAAAUAACUUACGGUAGUUAGGAAUAUUAUAAAUUGCUAUAUGAAUACGUUGCGCACGUUGACGUAUUUGUGAAUAUUUAAUAUGAGCUAUAGAGACGACUCUAUCUCAAAGACGACUUCUAACCAUCAUAAAUUAAUACUUUCUAUUUUUUGGCAAAAAUAAACUUAAACGUUAAAUGCAAAGACUAACUUUAUCAAGUAUAAUUUUGAAUCGUUAAAAUCAAAUGUGAAUAUCAUUUUAUUGAAUUUCUAUUAUGCGUUAAAACUUCGGAAUGUCAUCCGGGAUUUUUCAUUUGCGGCUUCAUUGCGACGCAAGUCAGUGUUGCGAAUUUUCAUAUUUCUCACUCGACUACAUGGUAUCGUUGUACGCUUGUAGACCAAGAACACCUCCGAUGUAGAUCAUUAAUACUGACUACAAAAUUUCAGACAUUUUGUAGUAGAAAUUAUAGUUACCAAUGUGUAAUAAAUUUCAGCUGAAUUUGCUAUUUUUUUUAAAUUUCGACUAAAACAUCUUACGUUGAAUGAUGAAAAAGUUUGAUGCAGCAUGUAUCUUCAUUACAUGUGACAUUUUUAAUAAGGGAACUAUUCUCAUAAAAAUCAAUGUUAUGUUUUUAUGCAAUUUUAUAACAAGAUGUAUGUGUACAUUUUAUAAAUAUCGUAUUAGUAAACUCCUACUUUUGGUUAA
Molecule: messenger RNA, 2921 nt
Organism: Harpegnathos saltator (Jerdon's jumping ant)
Lineage: Eukaryota; Metazoa; Arthropoda; Insecta; Hymenoptera; Formicidae
Gene: Tip60
Product: Histone acetyltransferase Tip60
Exons: 5
Coding region: 234-1595 (453 amino acids)
Biological process (GO): regulation of DNA-templated transcription; double-strand break repair via homologous recombination
Cellular component (GO): NuA4 histone acetyltransferase complex
Molecular function (GO): histone H4K16 acetyltransferase activity
Source: RefSeq, a predicted model, not a curated record